Molecule: messenger RNA, 4885 nt
Organism: Mauremys mutica (yellowpond turtle)
Lineage: Eukaryota; Metazoa; Chordata; Testudines; Geoemydidae
Gene: RPAP1
Product: RNA polymerase II associated protein 1
Exons: 25
Coding region: 202-4506 (1434 amino acids)
Biological process (GO): transcription by RNA polymerase II
Cellular component (GO): nucleus
Source: RefSeq, a predicted model, not a curated record
AUAUGGCGGGGGUGGGCGGGGACAAGAGCUUUGGAAACCCGCUCUAGCCCGGGGUGAAAGGGCGCGGCCGCGGGGCGGAAGUGACGAGUGCUGCGGGGCGGAAGUGCUGCGGCUGGCGGGAUAGCAGGGGCGGCCCACAUGCUCAGGUACCCUAGGAGUGACACACAGCUCUAGGGCAGGCAGCAAGAGUGAGGAAGCAGGAUGUUGUCAAGGCCAAAGCCUGGAGAGUCUGAAGCAGAUCUGCUGCGAUUUCAGAAUCAGUUCCUGGCAGCAAGGGCUUCCCCGGCAGUGAAGGUUGUGAAGAAAGCAGACAAGAGGCGAGGAGCUGGUGGCAGUGGAGAUGAGGAGAGACCCCCACUGCAGGACAGCAGGGAUGUGGUGUUACUAGACGACUUUCCUGAUGUGCUCCCGGCCCUAACUCCAGCACCCCCAAAGAAGUCCAAGUUCAAAAAUGCCUGUGUCCGCUUUGAUGAUGAGGAUCCAGAGGAGCGAUUGGAGUGUCAUGAUCGACACAUCACGGCAGUCUUCAGCAAAAUCAUUGAACGAGACACAAGCGUGGCAGCUGUGACCAUGCCAGUGCCCACUGGAGACCCGUUUCCCAGAGCGUUUCACCGGUCUGAAAUAAAAAAUGAGGUGAAGGUGGAAUCUGGAAGAAAAAGUAUCUUUGCACAGAAGAUAGCUGCUAAGAGAGCAGCUGAAGAGGCUGUGACAGCUCCACCUGCUGUUGAGACUAGGCAUACACACAGAAAAUUAGCAGUUCCAGGUGCCAUCUGUUCCCCUGGAUCAGCAGAGGAGGAGCCACUCCACAGCACUAAGGAUAGCAAACCUGAUGAUGAUGUGAGCAUUCUGCGACCUCGUAUCAUAACUGGAGAGGGUCUUGGAAGCUUGGAGAGUGAGCGGGAAGCUCUGGCUAUCCAUGAGGAGAACCUACAGAAGUUGCACUCCAUGACCCAGGAGGAGAUCCUACAGGAGCAGAGGAGGCUGCUGGUUCAGCUGGAUCCCAGCUUAGUUGCUUUCUUAAAGUCACGACAUGGUGUUGACGAAGGCCAGGAGAGACGAGCGAAGCCUGGACAUCCAGAACCUGGGACUGAAUCUCAGCAUGGUGCAGAGGAGACUGUGAAGGAUUUCUCUGUAGGGGCGUCAGGCAUGGAGGAGUCUGUGCGGCCUGAAAAAGAUACAAGAAUGGAAAUCACAGAAGUUGACCUUCCCAUCAAGCCCCAGAAGGAAUGGAUCCACAUGAACAAUGUGGAGUUUGAGAAGCUAGAGUGGAUAAAGGAUCUGCCCCACCCCCGGCAGAGGAGAACCAAAAAGGGAAUGCAAGCACGAUUCAGUUUGAAAGGAGAAUUGAUUCCUCCCGAUGCAGAUUUACCUACUCAUCUUGGUCUACACCACCAUGGAGAAGAAGCAGAAAGGGCUGGUUACUCCCUCCAAGAGCUCUUCCACUUGUGCCGCAGUCAGAUCAUUCAGCAGAGGACAUUGGCACUACAGGUGCUAGGCCAUGUUGUCCAGAAGGCCAAGGCUGGGGAGUUUGCCUCCUCCCUGAAGGGUAGUGUCCUGCGCUUGCUGCUUGAUGCUGGAUUCCUCUUCUUGUUGCGCUUCUCCUUGGAUGAUACGGUGGAUAAUGUCAUUGCGGCAUCUGUCCGGGCUCUCCAUGCACUGCUGGUGUCCCCUGAAGAUGAGGAGUAUCUUGACCAGACUUUCUCAUGGUACCAGGGGAUGGCUGUGUUCCCCUUCACCCCCAGCAGUGAAGAGGAGGAGGAAGAGGAAGAAUUAACUCUAAUGGAAAAAACACGAGGGAAAAAAUCAAAGGUUGAAAACAAGCCAGAUCCAGAUGUGGCCCGGUAUGAUGUCAUAAAGGGGCUUCUGAAGACACAGUUUCUUCAUCGACUGAGGUACAUCCUUGAGGUGGUGCGACCAGUCCCUGCUGUAGUUCUGGACAUCCUGGAUAUUCUCACCCGGGUAGCAAGGCACUCCUCUGAAGCAUGCAGUCAGCUCCUGGCCUGUCCUCGGCUGAUUGAGACCAUCGUUAGAGAGUUUCUCCCUAUUCAGUGGGAUCCCCGGGUAGCUGAACCAGGCCACUUGCUCACCAGCCUCCAUGGCGUUGCGUGUGCCACCGCCAUGAAGUUAAUCAGAGUCCUGGCAUCUGGGGGGAGGAAUGCAACAGCCAGACUGCUUAAUAAAUUUGAGCUGAAGAGUCGACUGAGUCGGUUUAUAGCUGAAGAUCCCCAGGACCUGCCUCUGCACAGGGAGGAAGCCAUAAGGCUGAGCACUGAGGCUUUCCGGCUGUGGGCUGUGGCUGCUGGCUACGGUCAGUCCUGUGAUCUCUACAGGGAUCUCUACCCCGUGCUGGUGAAGAUUCUCCAGUCCCUGCCCCACUUGCUUAGUGAUUGCCAGGAAAACCCCACAUUUCCACUUUCCAUCCAGCGAGCUACAGCUGUGAUCACCCUGCUGACCCACGUGACUCAAACUGCAGGCUGCACGGCAGAGCUGCAGGCCCGGCUCAGCAGCAGUGGUCCAGGAGAUGGAGAACAGAUUCCUCCUCCACCAGUCACCUGGAAUCAGGUGUCAGGCCUGAGACCCUUCCUGGAGACCAAUCUGAGGAGGUCUGUCCAGGAAAUAUCCCGGCUGGAGACCUGGCAAGCUCUCCAGCCUCUUACAACAACAUACAUCAUCUACUUGGGGGUUUACUACAGCGUUUGCAGCCAACAGCCGUCACUCAAUCCAAUUGACUGCCUGGAGGAAGUAGAGCAUUUGACAUCUGAGGUGCUGCUGCCUCUCCUCAGCCAGCCUGCCAUGCACAGAAUGUGGGAUCUGCUCAGGCCGUGCUCUGCUCUAUGCAAUCCCCUGUCCUGUUGCCCAGGACCAGAGUCUGUCCCCAGCAUUGUGUCUUUGAGUUGCACUGGAGGGAAACCCCAGAUGAGUUUAGUUGGCUCCAAGUCACCCUUCCCCUUCCUCACUGCCCUCCUCUUCCUCAUCAACAACGUCACCCAUAUCCACAAAGGGCUGGUCAGCAAGUACACCCCUGUGCUAGACUUCAAAGGUCUGAAGGACUAUCUGCUCCAGAGCUGGCCCACCGGACCUCCCUCCAUAACCUCUUCAUCUACCUGGAUCCUGCGGCAUGAAUACCAUCUGCAAUACUUUGUGCUAGCCUUGGCUCAGAAAAUGGCAGGUAUUUGUCCGGAUUACGCCCAGCAUGCCUCGCUCCAUCACUGUGUUGCCAUGGCAUUGUUAAGCCGUCUGUUGCCAGGGAGUGAGCAUCUGGCUCAUGAGCUCCUUUUGGGUCUCGCCUUUAAUCCAGAAUUCAUUCCAGAAGGGAAAACUGGAGGGCCAGAAGCAGUUGAUUUCUCCGAUAUCCUACAUCUGGGCACAAGCAUAAAGCUGGCACAGCCUGGCUCAGUGGCUGCAGGUUUCCCCAAACCCCGCCGCGGUGUGUUGCUGGGAGAAUCAUACCAGCAUCUCCCUUUCAUUCGUGCCUGUUACCUCUCUCAGUUUGUUCACUUGGAGCCUGCUCUUGCCCGUUCCCAGGUAGCCUACCAAGGACGAACUUACCUCGUCCAAUCGUUGCUGCUUCCUGAAGUCAAAGGGCCCAUCCUACCUUCUGAUUGGCCAUUCCUUCCUCUUAUCAGCCUCUACAACAAAGUGACCGGUGCAGAGACACGGGGGGCUGUACUGAACACUCUUCCACCUGAUCUAGUGAACACUGUGACCCGGAAUCUGCAGUGGGUCCUGCUCCUGGAAACGUGGCGUGCCAGAGUACUUCAGAACAUCCCAGCUGCUGCCAAACUGGCACGGCUUAUGUGUGUGUUCCUCACAGGUGGUGACCUGUUCCUGGAAGGACCUGUUCAUUGCUACACAGCUGCCCUUCUCGCUCUCUAUUGCCAACCCAAGGUCCUGGACUCCCUGGAAUUGGAUGCUCCUCUCCCUGGCUUGGCAUCAUUCCAUGACCUCUAUAUAAGUGUCCUGGAGCAGUUUGAAGGAGUCUCCUUCGGUGACCCCCUUUUUGGAGCCUUUGUUCUCCUCCCUUUGCAGAGGCGGUUCAGUGUUCAGCUGCGGCUGGCAGUUUUCGGGGAACAUGUGAGCACUUUGAGAGCCCUGGGAGUGCCACUCAAACAGUUUCCUGUGCCGCUGGAGCGGUACACCUUGCCUCCCGAGGACAACCUGAACCUCUUGAGACAGUAUUUCCGAACACUGGUCACUGGUGCGCUGCGUCAUGCCUGGUGCCCCGUUCUUUAUGCUGUGGCUGUGGCUCAUGUGAAUAGCUUCAUUUUCUCUCAGGAUAGCACAACAGAGGAGGCUGAUGCUGCUCGGAAAAGCAUGCUGCGGAGGACCUGGCUGUUGGUGGAUGAGGUAUUGAAAAAGCAUCUUCUCUACUACAAAGUGCCCAACCCAGAGAGCCCGAUAGGCGUCGACCUUUAUGAGCAGCUCCCUCCCAUUCGACUGAAGUACCUGCAAAUGGUGACCAAGAAAGAGCCCAAGGAGAACAUGCAGAUGUCGGAUCCAGAAUGAAGCAUCUCAGCAACAGGAGGACUGAGGGCUGGGAAAGGUCAUUUUAGACAAGCUGAUGGAAAAAAUUUAAGUGAACUCCAUGGGGUGCAAUGUUGCCUGGGCAUCCUUGCCAUAUUGGCAAAGGGAAAGGCAAAUAAACCCUUUCAGCACUGUGGCACAUCACAUGGCUUCUAAGGAUGUGGAUGACCUGUACGUGGCCUAGGUAUGUCUAGUGCUGGAACAUCCUUUUGGAUUCUGUCUGACUUGCUGCUGCUUGGGGCUGGAGAGUGCGAAAGAAACAUGCCUGUGUAGUGGAAUGUGAGUGCAGACUGAUUUAAUAAACUAAAUUAAGUGAAAUAAAGUUCAAUCCUUUCUGAUGGAAGUCUGAUUUUCUUAAUGU